AUGCUUGCGAAGCAGCUGGAAAAGCAAGGUAUCGGGAAGCGCAACCAGUCCCCUGUGGCGAAUGUCUCCAACAAGGAGGAGUUCGAGACGGGCUCGGACGUGAACAUCAGCGCUCCCUUCAACUUCCAGCACAAGUACCAUGUGCAAGUCGACCCCUCCUCCUCGACAGGUUUCACUGGCCUUCCUCCUGGCUGGGACGGAUUGCUUCAACAGGCAAACAUCACGAAGAAAGAAGCUCUAGAGCACGGAGACGCGAUCCUCGACAUCCUGCGGUUCCAGCAGGAGCAGGGCUGCGAGCCGCAGCUGCCUACUGCCCAGCAAGCAAGCAUGGAGGCGAAAAUGGCUGUGCAAUUUUUGAACGAGAAUCCCGCAGAUCACUACAAGAUGCCUCCGAAGAGCAUCGGGCAAGGAGGAAUGGGAACAAUUUAUCGUGGGACCAAGGAUGGAAAGGAUUAUGCGAUCAAGAAGCUUGCUCUGUCCAAGCAAACCGAUCUUCCAGCACUCCAGAAUGAGAUUGCAAUGAUGAAGACCAGCGCUCACCCCAACGUGGUCGAGUACUUCGAGUCGUACAUGUUCGAUCGCUGCCUGUGGGUCGUCAUGGAGCUGAUGGACGGAGGGUCUCUGACCAACCUCAUCCAAAAGCGCAAGGAGUUCACGGAGGAGGAGAUGGCUGGUUUCAUGAAGGCUUCCAUCGACGCCAUCGCGUUCCUCCACGGUCAAGGCAGGAUCCACAGAGACAUCAAGUCGGACAACGUUCUUAUCAACUCUCGGGGAGAAGUCAAGAUCGCAGACUUUGGCUUCUGCGUGCAGCUCACACAGGAGAAGGACAUGCGGCAGUCGAUGGUCGGGACGCCUUACUGGAUGGCUCCCGAGCUGGUUCGCGGGCAGACCUAUGACCAGAAGGUGGACGUGUGGUCUCUCGGCAUCAUGCUGAUAGAGAUGGCGGAGAGCGAACCGCCCUACCUUCGAGAGCAGCCUCUUCGAGCUCUGUACCUCAUCGCUACCAAGGGGGAGCCGAAGCUGAAGCAGGAGAGCAAGUACCGCGGAACUUUCAUGGACUUCUACCACAAGUGCCUGAACCCGCUGCCUGCGAAGCGAGCGACGGCCGCGGAACUUCAGAAUCAUCCUUUCCUGGCUUGUGCUUCGUCCCCUGAACACCUGGCCGAGAUCAUCAACAGCAACAAGAAGUAG
Molecule: messenger RNA, 1191 nt
Organism: Guillardia theta CCMP2712
Lineage: Eukaryota; Cryptophyceae; Pyrenomonadales; Geminigeraceae
Exons: 9
Coding region: 1-1191 (396 amino acids)
Biological process (GO): protein phosphorylation; actin filament organization; intracellular signal transduction
Cellular component (GO): cytoplasm
Molecular function (GO): ATP binding; protein serine/threonine kinase activity
Source: RefSeq, a predicted model, not a curated record